AUGUCGUUCCCCAAGUACAAACCGUCGCGCCUGGCCACCCUACCCAGUACCCUCGACCUAGCCGAAUACGACAUAUCUCCGGAGACCCGGCGGGCUCAAGCCGAGCGCCUGGCUAUAAGGUCCCGGCUUAAACAGGAGUAUCUGCUUCAGUUUAACGACCCCAAACGCCGAACGCUCAUUGAUAGGAAAGAAAAACUUAUCCAGGAAGGAAAAUUGGAUCGAACAUUUAAUCUCUCAUAUUAA
Chrysochloris asiatica (Cape golden mole) is the source of this 243-nucleotide messenger RNA. It is a transcript of the gene NDUFB4, whose product is annotated as NADH dehydrogenase (ubiquinone) 1 beta subcomplex, 4, 15kDa. Gene Ontology annotation, cellular component: mitochondrion. The coding region runs from base 1 to 243 and encodes 80 amino acids. The transcript is spliced from 2 exons. Lineage: Eukaryota; Metazoa; Chordata; Mammalia; Afrosoricida; Chrysochloridae. The record is from RefSeq and is a predicted model, not a curated record.